Molecule: messenger RNA, 1206 nt
Organism: Zychaea mexicana
Lineage: Eukaryota; Fungi; Mucoromycota; Mucoromycetes; Mucorales; Lichtheimiaceae
Product: Septin-domain-containing protein
Exons: 11
Coding region: 1-1206 (401 amino acids)
Biological process (GO): cytoskeleton-dependent cytokinesis
Cellular component (GO): septin complex; microtubule cytoskeleton; septin ring
Molecular function (GO): GTP binding; molecular adaptor activity; GTPase activity
Source: RefSeq, a predicted model, not a curated record
AUGCCUUUGGAACACGCGCUUCAAACAAGAGGUCUGUUUCCCGACUUGGGACCUUAUAAACACGCACCUGCCCGAGCCGCGCCCUUGAACAGACCUCUGGGCAUGGAUCAACUCCCACGACAGAGACACCUUAAAACCAAGCGAACGCCUUUUCGAUUAAACAUCAUGGUCGUAGGUGAAACUGGUUUGGGCAAAUCGACUUUUAUGAAUACCCUCUUUUGCACCGACUUGAACGACACGUCUGUGCCAAAAGUGCCGCAAGAUACCAAGACUGUUGAGAUCACGCCUAUUCAUUUCGAAUUAGAGGAAGAAGGCGUCAACCUCAACUUGUGUCUCGUCGACACACCGGGAUUUGGUGAUCGACUAAACCGUACCGACGAUGUGCAACCAAUUUUGGAGUAUAUUGAUAAACAAUAUGCCUUAUACUACGAGGCCGAACGAAGUUCAGAAUUUCGACGCGGGAUCGUCGACACACGUAUCCAUGCAUGCUUAUACUUUAUUGCGCCCACAGGUCACAGUCUCAAGGACUUGGAUAUUGAAACAUUGAAGGAAUUGUCCACCCAAGUGACCGUUAUACCCGUCAUUGCAAAAGGUGAUACCAUGACUCAAGAAGAAAAACUACAGUUUAAAAAGACGAUCCUUGAAGAUUUGGAGUAUCAUAAUAUUCCAGUUUACCCAAGUGCUUAUCCUGAUGACGACCGUGACGAUGUGCAAGAGCUUGUGCAACAUAUACCAUUCGCCGUCAUGGGGAGCGACAGCAUUGUGGACCUUCCAAAUGGGAAAAAAGUGCGAGGUCGAGCUUACCGUUGGGGUACAGUAGAAGUCGAGAACCCGGAACACUGCGAUAUGGUUCAUUUGCGUCAACUAAUUAUGAUCCAAUGUCUGCACGAGCUUUCUGACCUUUCACACGACCAUCAUUACCACGGCUACCGAACACGAUUGUUACGGAGUCAGGGCCGUACUGACUCCUUCAUGAAGUGCGAUGAAAACUAUGAUGAACAGAUGGAGCAGCUCAAAAAUGAAAAUGAUCAGGCCAUGAGCCAACGUGAAGAAGAAAUUCGACAACAGUUUGUACAGCUUGUACAGACGACAGAAGAUGAUUUGCGUCGUCGUGAGCAAGAGCUUCAAGAGAAACGUGACAAGAUGAUGAGCGAUUUGGAAGAGCAACAGCGACAAAUCGCACAAUUGGAACAAGAGUUGAACUAG